UACACGUGCGUUUUAUGCAUUUUGAGAAGUAAUUUUAAACUUGGAUAACUAAUACAUUUAGGAUGUCGCUUUUGAUGAUCAGAAAACCAAAAACCCGCAAGGGAAAGAAAGUGUUGCUAGCCCGUGAGCCGCAGCUCAUUGAAUCGGCGCGUACAAUGUUGUUUGUGGACGGACGAAAAUGCGGUGGCCACGUUAAACAGUGCAUGAAGGAUCUUCAGCAACUGAAGAAGCCGCUGGUUAAAGUCCUAAAUCGCAAAAACGACAUAACGCCCUUUGAUGAUCCGUCUUCACUGGAGUUCUUGACCAUGAAAAACGAUGCGGCGCUCUUCACGUUUGGCUCAACGUCAAAGAAGCGCCCGGAUAAUAUAAUCAUUGGCCGGAUUUUCGAAAACGAAGUACUUGACAUGUUUGAGCUGGGCAUAAAGCGUUAUCAGGCAAUUGCCGAAUUUAAAACAGAAAAGAUUGGCGCCUGUGUCAAGCCCUGUCUGGUUUUCAACGGCCCAAAAUGGGCUCAAACGGAGGAGUUACGUCGUCUGCGUAAUUUGUUCAUUGACAUGUUUCACCGCGAGAAGGUCGAGUCCAUACGGCUACAAGGUGUCGAGCAUGUGCUUAGCUUCACGGUCACCGACGACAUGAGUGUACUGAUGCGUUCCUAUAAGAUAUUACUAAAGAAGUCUGGUCAGAAGACGCCACGUAUCGAGCUGGAGGAGAUCGGACCAUCGGCUGAUUUCUCCAUUCGUCGCACCAAGAUUGCCUCCGAAGAUCUGUACAAGCUGGCCAGAAAACAACCCAAGCAGCUGAGGGUAACCAAAAAGAAGAACCUCAGCACCGAUGCGCUGGGCAAUACAAAGGGACGCGUUCAUUUGGGCAAACAACAAACGGGUUCAAUACAGACGCGCCGCGUGAAGGCCCUCAAGAAGUCGCCGGAGGAGAAACGCACCGAUCGCCAGAAAAAGAAGGUGGCACUAAGAGCGGCCGCAGCUGAGGCUUUGGCAGCAGCCGAUUGAGUCACAAGCAUUUGCUUUAGGUUUUAGUUUAGGUUGUAGUUGCAAUAAAUUGGUCCAGCUUAAAAUAUA
This is a messenger RNA of Drosophila novamexicana, 1076 nucleotides long. It is a transcript of the gene Non3, whose product is annotated as ribosome production factor 2 homolog. The record is from RefSeq and is a predicted model, not a curated record. Lineage: Eukaryota; Metazoa; Arthropoda; Insecta; Diptera; Drosophilidae. Gene Ontology annotation, biological process: ribosomal large subunit assembly; maturation of LSU-rRNA from tricistronic rRNA transcript (SSU-rRNA, 5.8S rRNA, LSU-rRNA). The transcript is spliced from 3 exons. Gene Ontology annotation, molecular function: rRNA binding. Bases 63 to 1007 code for a protein of 314 amino acids. Gene Ontology annotation, cellular component: nucleolus.